Nelumbo nucifera (sacred lotus) is the source of this 1250-nucleotide messenger RNA. RefSeq names its product GDSL esterase/lipase At5g45950-like. The record is from RefSeq and is a predicted model, not a curated record. Gene Ontology annotation, molecular function: hydrolase activity, acting on ester bonds. Lineage: Eukaryota; Viridiplantae; Streptophyta; Magnoliopsida; Proteales; Nelumbonaceae.
CCGAGAGGCCUUAGCUUUUUUAGGCAGUAUUGGUGUGUGCUCAGAAGAUUUAAAAAAUGACAAUGGUGAAGGUGAUAGUGGUGGUGGUAAUGAUGAUAUCUAUAUUAUUUUCGAUGCCCAAAUGUCUACAAGCUAUCAAUAUUGGCCAAUUGAGACAUUUGAUAAAUCGAAAAAACAUGACUUGUAUCUUGGUUUUCGGUGAUUCGAGCGUCGAUCCUGGAAAUAACAACUUUCUGGCCACCACCUUGAAGAGCAAUUUCCCUCCCUAUGGGAAGGAUUUCUUUGAUUCUCGGCCUACCGGAAGGUUUUGCAAUGGAAGACUUGCCACAGAUUUCAUUGCUGAGGCAUUAGGUCAUACAAAGAUAAUUUCAGGCUUUCUGGACCGGCAUUUGACUCAAGAAAACCUUUUACAUGGAGUCAGUUUUGCAUCGGCUGGUUCUGGUUACGAUUAUCUCACAGCCAACUUCUCGAAUGUGUUGUCGUUCUCAAGGCAAAUAAAAUAUUUUAUGCAUUACAAGCUACAUCUUGGAAGGUUGGUUGGAGAGAAGAAAGCAGAAGAAAUCAUUCAACAUGCAAUCUAUAUAUUGAGUAUGGGCACGAAUGACUUCGUUCAGAAUUACUUCUUGGAACCAACUCGCCCAAAGCAAUAUAGUUUGGAAGGAUACCUGAAUUACCUUGCCACAUGCAUUACUAAUGACAUUAAGACAUUGCACAGGCUAGGUGCCAUGCAGUUUGUCCUUGUGGGGGUCCCUCCACUGGGAUGUAUGCCACUUGUCAAGACAUUAACGGGUACAACAGGCUGUGCCGAUAGUUACAACAAAGCAUCCUUCUCAUUCAAUUCCAAGGUAAGAAACUUACUGACUGACAUAGGGACGUCGCUUGGGGUGAAGACUGCAUAUGUAGAUACCUAUGCUAUCUUUGAGCGCACCAUGAGCAACCCAACAAGAUAUGGCUUCACUGAGACUUCCAAAGGGUGCUGUGGGUCGGGGACGAUUGAAGUUGGUGAGACAUGUAGAGGAAUGAGCACAUGUAAGGAUCCAAGCAAAUAUAUCUUCUGGGAUUCUGUUCAUCCCACAGAGCACAUGUAUAGAAUUAUAGCCAACGAAGCUCUCAGAACCGUCAGCCAAAAGAUCCUGGCCUAAGUGUGGUAGUAGAAAGACUCAUAUAUUUAUAUUGUUUCUUCUCAUUCCCUUUUAUAUAUGUCUGUACUUGGCCAUUGUGGCUAUUCAUCAAAAAUAAAAGCAAGCCCA